Molecule: messenger RNA, 3648 nt
Organism: Phlebotomus papatasi
Lineage: Eukaryota; Metazoa; Arthropoda; Insecta; Diptera; Psychodidae
Gene: eIF3a
Product: eukaryotic translation initiation factor 3 subunit A
Exons: 4
Coding region: 161-3502 (1113 amino acids)
Biological process (GO): formation of cytoplasmic translation initiation complex; translation reinitiation
Cellular component (GO): multi-eIF complex; eukaryotic translation initiation factor 3 complex, eIF3m; eukaryotic translation initiation factor 3 complex, eIF3e
Molecular function (GO): translation initiation factor activity; mRNA binding
Source: RefSeq, a predicted model, not a curated record
CGUUAAGUAAUUGUCUCCCCACUUUUUCGCACUGACGUGCUGCAUUUUUUCUCGUGGACUUUUCCGCUGAAAUUGUGCAAGUAAUAUUGGCGUAAUUGCCCCAAAAAGUGCUCAAUUGUGCAGUUAAAUGCUGAAGUAAUCGUGUAGUUAUCGGAAAAUCAUGUCGCGAUACCUACAAAAACCGGAAAAUGCCCUGAAAAGGGCGAACGAAUUCAUUGAUGUUGGCAAACCGGCUCGGGCUCUGGACACGCUCCAGGAAGUGUUCAGAAACAAGAAGUUCACGUAUACGAGCUCCGAGUCUAUUAUUGAGCCCAUAAUGUUCAAGUACUUGGAUCUUUGUGUGGAGCUCAAGAAGUCCCACAUUGCCAAGGAGGGAUUGUUCCAGUACCGAAAUAUGUUCCAGCUGGUCAAUGUGGGUUCCCUGGAGAAUGUUAUUCGGGGAUAUUUGAAGAUGGCUGAGGAGCGUACUGAGGCAGCUCAGCAGCAAUCCUCCCAGGCAGUGGUAGACAUUGAUGAUUUGGACAAUCUGGCCACUCCGGAGAGCAUCCUCAUGAGUGCUGUUUGCAGUGAGGAUGCUCAGGACAGGAGUGACAGAACAAUUCUUCUGCCAUGGGUUAAAUUCCUCUGGGAAUCCUACUGUCAGUGUCUGGAACUUUUGCGCGUGAAUACGCAUUGCGAAACCCUCUAUCAUGAUAUUGCUCGAAUGGCCUUCCAAUUCUGCCUCAAAUACAAUCGCAAAAUGGAAUUUAGGAAGCUCUGCGAGAAGCUCAGGAAGCAUCUUGAGGACAUCUGCAAGCCAUCUACUCAGACAAUUGGGGUUAGCAUCUCUAAGCCGGAAACGCAGCAAUUGAACCUGGACACAAGGCUUCAUCAGCUGGAUAGUGCUAUACAGAUGGAACUGUGGCAGGAGGCUUAUAAGGCAAUUGAGGACAUUCAUGGACUCAUGAAUAUGAGCAAGAAAACUCCUCUGGCCAAGACAAUGGCCAACUACUACCAGAAACUCGCGAUGGUGUUCUGGAAAGCGGGCAAUCAGCUCUUCCACGCAGCUGCCCUUCUUAAGCUUUUCCAGCUGACGCGCGAGAUGAAGAAGAAUAUCACUCCGGAGGAACUUCAGCGUAUGGCAUCGCAUGUCUUGGUGGCAAUUCUGGCAAUUCCUCUGCCCUCGGCUCAUCCAGAAUUUGAUCGAUUCAUCGAGACGGACAAGAGUCCACUGGAAAAGGCUCAGAGAUUGGCUGUUCUGCUGACACUGCAGCAACCACCAACAAGGGCGAGUCUGCUGAAGGAUAUGGUGAGACUCAAUGUACUGGGAUUGGCUUCUUCGUCUCUCCAGGAUCUCUACAAGUGGCUGGAAAUUGAAUUUGAUCCCCUGAAUCUCUGCAAUCACGUUCAGGCUGUGAUUGAUCAGAUCAAUGCCGAUGAGAACAGUCUGCUGAAGCAGUACUCACAGGCACUGCAGGAUGUGACAGUUGUGAGGUUGAUCAGGCAGAUUUCGCAGGUGUAUCAGUCCAUUGAGUUUACGAGAUUUCUGGAAUUGGCCAAAUUUGCCGAUGCAUUCUACUUGGAGCGCAUCCUUGUUGAUUGUGUCCGGCACAAUGAUAUGCAGAUUCGCAUUGAUCACAAGCGCAAAUGCGUGCAUUUCGGGACGGAUCUGAGUGAGAGUCAACGGGAGGAUAGGCAGGAUGGACCUACUCUGCAAUCGAUGCCCAGCGAACAGGUAAGGUCUCAACUUGUGAACAUGUCAAUUGUUCUCCAUCGAGCAAUUGCAACAAUCAAUCCCAAUAAGAGAAAGUCCGAGUUGGAGAAGCUGAGGAGUCAGAUGGUGGAGAACUAUCACAAGAACAAAGUGGCUGAGCAUCAGAGUAUUCUGAAGCGGCAGAAGAUCAUUGAGGAUCGCAAGGAAAUCAUUGAGCGUCAGACAAUUGAGCGGGAAGAGGAGCAGUUGAGACGUCAGGAAGAGCUGAAUAGGCAACAGAAGAUUGCGGAAAUUAAGAGGAUGGAAGCUGAGCAGGAGGAACGGGAACGCAAACGGCAUGCCAAUGAGAUUCAGCAGAUAAAGGAGCGUAGUCUCAAGGAGAAGAUGCAGCAGCUGUCGCAAACGGCAACGGGGCAGAAGGUGAUGAAGAAGUUGGAUGAGGAGGAGAUUAAGAAGAUGGAUCCGGAACAGAUAGCAGCCAAGGAGGCUGAAGAGCUCAUUAAGGAGCGCAAGGAGAUUCAGGCUAAGUUGAAGAGUCAGGAGAAACGUGUGGAUUACUUUGAGAGGGCUAAGCGUUUGGAGGAGAUUCCGCGGAUUAAGAAGUAUCUGGGUGAGAAGCAGGUGCAGGAUAAGGAAUUCUGGGAGAAGCAGGAAGCUACGAGGAUUGAACAGGCAAUUGCUGAGCGUAAGAUGGCUGUGGCACAGCAGGAACGUCUUAGGCGGAUGAUUGAGGACAAGGAGGCAUUUAUGGAGACUCUGAGGGAACAGAGAAAUUCGCAGUUUGAUGUGAAGGUGAAGGAGUUCAAUGAGCGCCUGGCGGAGGAGAGGAAGGAACGUCUGGCACAGAGGAUUGUGCAGAGGCGGGAGGAACGGCGGCAGAAUUGGCUGAGGGAGAAGGAGGAAGAGAAGAGGCGUCGUGAGGAGGAGAUUAGGAAGGCAAAGGAGGAAGAGGAGCGCCUGGAGAGGGAGCGUAAGGCAAAGGAGGCAGCAGCUGAAGAGGAGAAACGGCGAUUGCAGUGGGAGAAGCAGAGGGCUAAGGAACUCGAGGUUGAACGUAAGAUUCAGGCUGAGAAGGAGGCCAUAGCCAAGAGUGUGCAGCAGGAGGGAGUAUCGUGGCGUGGAGGAGGAGGAGGAGGAGGAGGAGAUCGUGGGGAUCGCAGUGAGCGAAUGGAAAGGGAUCGGCCGGAACGUGGAGAGCGUCCUGAACGUGGUGAGAGGGAACGUCCUGAGCGUCCGGUUGAGAGUGAUUGGCGCAGCCCGAGGGAUAGAUUUGAUGGGCCACAGGGAACAGGAGCUGGGAGAGAUCAGUGGCGCCAGAAACCUUCCGGAGGGAAGGAUUCUUCCGGAGAUGGUGAACGCUGGCGCCGUGGAGGCGAUGGCGAUGGCGAGAGACGCAGGGACGAUAGACCCUUCACCCGUCGAGAUGGAGGAGGAGGGGACAGGGAUCGCAGGGAUAGGGAUCGUGAUCGUGAUCGUGAUCGGGAUGAUAAGUAUCCACCACGACGGGAAAUCCCGCGGGAUCGCGAUGAUCGCCGAGAUGAGAGAUCCCAGUGGCGUCGUGAUGAUCGAGGAGAUCGUGGUGAGAUGCGUCGCAAUCAGGCCGGAAGGGGAGGAGGAGAUCGUGAUCGUGAUCGUGAUCGUCAGCCGCCCAAGGAUGGUGGCAGUAGUGGGAAUUAUUGGCGCAGCGAAAGACCUCGCCAGGAGCGAGAUAAUGACGAUAGACGCGAUCGGCCGCCGCCACCGCGACGUGAACGAGAAGAUCGUCCGCCCAGGGAUGAGACCGAAUGGUCAGAGGUAAAGAGACGCUAAAGCAGAGAGAGCUCUUCCUAAAAAUUUACAUUAUAGAUUAAUCCCUCUCGGCUGAGGAAAACCUCGCCAGUAAUCAAUUUUAUUACUUGGAAUUAUGUAUUUUCAGCUACUUUUCAGAAUUGCAAAAUAAAAUUCAGUAAAUUUGA